This is a messenger RNA of Colletotrichum truncatum, 660 nucleotides long. RefSeq lists its product as uncharacterized. The record is from RefSeq and is a predicted model, not a curated record. NCBI's taxonomy places the organism in Eukaryota, Fungi, Ascomycota, Sordariomycetes, Glomerellales, Glomerellaceae.
AUGACUUCUCGACGCUUCUACUUCGACGCGUCGUCGGACCCUCGGCACCAAUAUGUCCACCUGAAGCGCACACGCUCUCACCAUCGCCAUGGCCGCCACCACUACGACCGCUGCUGCCGCGACGACUGCUGCCAUAUUGGCAAGGACGAAUGGAACGACCUGGUGGAGCGAGAGCGCAAGCUCCGCGAGGACAACGAGUGCCUAGCCCGCGAGAAUAACCAACUAAAGUGCGACUUCCAGGCCGCCGAGACCGAGGCCCGAAGGCUCGCGGGUAUCGUGCCCGUCAUUCACGCGCAGAACAAGGCCCUCAAGGAGGAGAACGCAGCGCUGCGCUGCUCGAUCGAGAAUGCAGGCGGCAACGCAGGCAAAUACCAGCGCGAGGUCGAGAGGCUGCGGCACAAGCUGCACAGGAUUGAGAGAGAGCGCGAUGCUCUAAUUAUCCGCGUCAAGGAGCUCUCACGGCACUGUGGGCCAGACCGCGCGGAGGACCUGAGACGCAUCAUCAUCACUCUGGAGCGCAAGUUUGACGUCGUCGACGACCACAACAAGCGUCUGAGACGGGAUAUCGAGGACCAGCGGUGCAUUAUCCGGGAGCAGGACGAGAGGCUCAGCGUCUAUGAGCGGAUUCUGCGCCGCCAUGGUCUGAUUAGGUGCAACUGA